GAAGUAAACAGCCGAGAAUGGCGCCAGCCAAAGCAGGAAAGGGACGAUCGCCCUGGUGAUGAAUGUCCGCGCUGCGGGGUAGUUACAUCCCACUUCAACCUCACCUCAACGUUACAUGGAGAACACAUCACAACUACAACGCUCGCUGAUAACCUCCGAAGCACUUAUAUCUUCCUCAACUCUCAACCUCAUGUCUCCAUUCUCCGGCUCUCAAUUCCUAGGCCACUCCCCAGAUUGAACAUUCCAGACUCACGCAAUGGCGACCGCAGUCGAAUCCCCAGCAAUCCCCACUGCUAACGGCGCGACUACGAAUGGCGCAAUCACGAGUGGCACCGCCAACCCCACCGACCCCUACAAAGCCGCCCUCGCCUCCCUCGAACGCGACGGCUUCGUCGUCCUCCCCGCCUCCCUCUUCCCAUCCUUCAACCUCGAUGCGCUCCGCGCCGCCGCAAAACGCUCCACAGAAGCAGCGCGCUCCGGGAAAUGGCCCUACAUCCGCACGCUCCCCAAGCAAUUCCCGCCGUGGCCGUCCGACGCAUCCAAUGGCAUCUGGGGGGUCCAACAUCUGCUGCACCCCUCGAACCCAGACCACCUCACGUUCGCGAAGUCCUACUUCGAUAGCGAGCUGCUGCGGUAUGUAGCUACGCUGAUUGGAUGCAAAGAGGAGGAUUUGACCAUGGAGCUGUACAACAUGUUAGUGCGGCCGGAGCGCGAUUUCGCGCUGCGCUGGCAUAGAGACGAUAUCGCGGCUGGUGCGAGUGCGGAGGAGGAAUUGGAGCGCCUGGGCAAGCCCGGGUGGCAUGCGCAGUGGAAUCUCACGCUGUGGGAUGAUAGCAGCCUCGUCGUUGUGCCUGGGUCGCAUAAGCGCGCGAGGACGGAUGUCGAGCGCAACGCAGACCCAUACGAACCGAACAUGCCGAACCAGCUCGUCGUGAAGCUGAAGGCGGGCGAAGUCGCCUUUUACAAUAAUAACAUUCUGCACCGAGGGGUUUAUGAUAGCACGAAGGAAAGGAUGACGCUGCAUGGCAGUAUCGGGACGACGCUGGGGAGCGCGGAGCGGGCGCGGAAUGUGCUGCAGCAUGGGGUGGGCGAGUGGGUUAAGGAGUAUGAUUUCCAUGAUUUCGAGCCCGAGAUGGCGGAGAGGGCGGCGCUGAUGAGGGAAAAGCUUGUGGAGAUGGGUGCGACGAGUGGGGAUGUGGGCUUCUUUAGCAAGGAUGAAUAGGGA
Messenger RNA from Trematosphaeria pertusa, 1225 nucleotides. Its product is annotated as phytanoyl-CoA dioxygenase family protein. The coding region runs from base 257 to 1222 and encodes 321 amino acids. The record is from RefSeq and is a predicted model, not a curated record. NCBI's taxonomy places the organism in Eukaryota, Fungi, Ascomycota, Dothideomycetes, Pleosporales, Trematosphaeriaceae. The transcript has a single exon.